CAGGCCGUGGACGUCCUGUCCCUCCAUCUGUCAGUGAACGCAUCAAACCAAUGUGAAACGCUGGCAUUUAACUAAAGCUGCCGCCCCCUUUUCCUCACUCUCCGCUGGUUGCAUUUCUUGGAUUGACUGCGACAGCUGCCGAUGUGUUGUUCAUCUUCGUGAAGUUGGGACAAAACCAAAAGACAUGCCGCUGGCUCGCAGCCUCUCUGUCACGUCCCUGUCAGGACUGGAGGAGUGGGACGAGGAGUUUGAAUUGGAAGAUGCUAUUCUUUUUGAAAUUGCGUGGGAGGUUGCAAACAAAGUUGGAGGCAUCUAUACCGUCAUCCAGACCAAAGCCCGUCUGACCUCAGAGGAAUGGGGGGAGAACUAUUUCCUGGUGGGUCCCUACGUAGAGAGCAACGUGCGCACACAGGUGGAGUUGAUCGAGCCCACCAACCCCGUGCUGAAGAGAACCAUUGACAAGAUGAACUCCAGUGGGUGUAAGGUCUACUUUGGGCGGUGGCUUAUUGAGGGCAGUCCAUAUGUUGUUCUGAUUGAUGUGGGGUUCACCGCCUGGUCUCUGGACACCUGGAAGAGCGAGUUGUGGGAGUUAUGCGACAUUGGCGUGCCGUGGUUCGACCGCGAGGCCAACGAUGCUGUGCUGUUUGGCUUCCUGACGGCCUGGCUCCUAGGAGAGUACGCAGCCCAGAGCGAGGAGCCUCCACACAUCGUGGCCCAUUUCCAUGAGUGGUUGGCCGGUCUGGGCCUGGUGUUGUGUAGGCAGAGACAGCUGCCUGUUGCAACCAUCUUCACCACUCAUGCCACACUGCUGGGUCGAUACCUGUGUGCUGGAAAUGUGGACUUCUAUAACAAACUUGCAGACUUCAAUGUGGAUAAGGAAGCAGGCGAUAGACAGAUCUACCACCGCUACUGUUUGGAGCGGGCGGCUGCUCACUGUGCCCACGUCUUCACCACUGUGUCACAGAUCACAGCUAUUGAGGCUGAGCAUCUGCUUAAGAGAAAACCAGACAUUGUUACUCCCAAUGGGCUCAACGUGAAGAAGUUCUCAGCCGUGCAUGAGUUUCAAAACCUCCACGCUCAGAGCAAGAAUCGGAUUCAGGAAUUCGUCAGGGGACACUUCUACGGGCACCUUGACUUCAACCUGGACAAGUGUUUGUUCCUCUUUAUUGCCGGAAGGUAUGAGUUCUCCAACAAAGGAGCUGACCUCUUCUUGGAAGCUUUAGCCAGACUCAACUAUCUACUGAGAGUCAAUCACAGCGACGUAACCGUCAUUGCAUUCUUCAUCAUGCCAGCUCGGACAAACAACUUCAACGUUGAGACCUUGAAGGGCCAAGCAGUCAGGAAACAGCUCUGGGAUACUGCUCAGACUGUGAAGGAACGUUUUGGAAAGAAACUUUAUGAGUCACUUUUAGUCGGGCAGCUGCCAGAUGUGUCAAAGAUGUUGGACAAAGAGGACUUCACCAUAAUGAAGCGUGCCAUCUUCGCGACUCAGAGACAAUGCCAGCCUCCAAUCUGCACCCAUAACAUGCUGGAGGACAGCAGCGAUCCAAUCCUCAACUGUGUCCGCCGUAUCGGCCUUUUCAACAGCUCCGCUGACCGCGUCAAGAUUAUCUUCCAUCCAGAGUUCCUUUCGUCCACAUCUCCUCUACUUCCGAUGGAUUAUGAGGAGUUUGUAAGAGGCUGUCACCUUGGCGUCUUUCCCUCUUACUAUGAGCCUUGGGGCUACACUCCAGCUGAGUGCACAGUCAUGGGAAUUCCAUCAAUCUCAACUAACCUGUCAGGAUUUGGCUGCUUCAUGGAGGAACACAUAGCAGACCCCUCAGCUUAUGGUAUUUACAUCCUGGACCGGCGAUAUCGGGGGGUCGACGAGUCUUGUAACCAGCUCACGUCCUUCCUGUUUCAGUUCUGCAAGCAGAGCCGGCGCCAGCGGAUCAUCCAGAGGAACCGCACUGAGCGUCUGAGCGAACUCUUGGACUGGAGAUACCUCGGCAGGUAUUAUAUAUCUGCCCGUCAUAUGGCCCUGGCUAAAGCGUUCCCUGACACCUACAUGUAUGAACUUCAUGAGCCCACAUCAACCUCAGGUUUCCGUUACCCGCGACCAGCCUCUGUGCCACCAUCUCCAGCUCUGUCCCGCCACUCCUCCCCUCGCCACAGCGAGGCUGAGGACAACGAUGAGGACGAACGUUACGAUGAGGAUCUGGAGGCAGAGAAGGACCGGGUGAACAUCCGCCAGCCCUACGUCAUGCCAUUGAAAAACAAGUCCACUGCAGCUCUGGGGGCCAAUGGAAACAGCGAAGGUGUCACAAGCGACAAAAACUGAGACACACACACACACACAGUAAAUGCUACACCUCACUAUUGAAACUCUAUCUGUGGCAAUUGUUAAAGUCAUCCAUGUACUUUAUAAAUGAAUCCAGUUGUGUGAUUGCGAGUGAUAAAUUUAAUAUCAGCUUGUUGUGAAAAACUGCAUCACUGUCGGUGUCUUCUCGACCUGUUCAUACCUCAAAAUUUUUAGAAAAAAUCUGUCCGUUGGAUAUGUUUUGGUAUUUUUUUCAGUUACACCAGCAAUGCAACCAGUGAUUUGCUUUGUGGAGUAAAUGCAGCAGCUAGAAAGGGCUAACAGCUCGUCACGGAAAACAAAUCAGGAUUGCUGGAUUUUGUAGUGUACUAACACUGGAUAACAUAUUGUAGGUCUGAAGCCUUGAAACAAUAAUAGAGGGUUAUUUUGAGUCUCUGGAGGGUUUUUUAUACUUGAUUCAAAGGUGGGUCCGAGCAGGGAAAAGAACACAAUCCUCAUUUUUACCAGAUAAUCAUCUUCACACAUUCAAAGCAAUUUCCUGGUUUAAAAAAGGUUCUGUUGCUGUGAAUACCCACAAAGAGCACCCGUUCUGUUUACUUGUUUUUGGCUUAAAAGCGUGGUGAUGAUACUGUGCUUUAAAAUCCACCUUGUAGCAUCUUUUUCUUUCUUUUAAAUGCCUUGUUUACUACAAAACUUCCCAGAAUGGAAGUAAAAUGUAGAACACGCACACAUUCACAUCAAGAAAAUUGCAUCAGAAAACUAAAAAACUGAUGUCAUUUUGAGAAUGUUUAGUGUGUGUGUUUUCAUUUUCUUUCCACGCCUUACUGUAUUGCAGCCUUUCAGUGACGAUCGCUGUUGAACAACCUCACACUCCUCUUUGUCUGUCUGUGUGUGUGCUUAUGUUGAUUAUUCCUGUAACAAAUAUUUAUUUGUGAAGGGAAAAGAGCUUUGACCGAAAGAUUAAAAAAAAGGGACAAUGU
Messenger RNA from Epinephelus lanceolatus (giant grouper), 3279 nucleotides. RefSeq names its product glycogen synthase 1 (muscle) (gene gys1). Gene Ontology annotation, molecular function: alpha-1,4-glucan glucosyltransferase (UDP-glucose donor) activity. The record is from RefSeq and is a predicted model, not a curated record. NCBI's taxonomy places the organism in Eukaryota, Metazoa, Chordata, Actinopteri, Perciformes, Serranidae. Gene Ontology annotation, cellular component: cytoplasm. Gene Ontology annotation, biological process: glycogen biosynthetic process.